Molecule: messenger RNA, 1921 nt
Organism: Neurospora crassa OR74A
Lineage: Eukaryota; Fungi; Ascomycota; Sordariomycetes; Sordariales; Sordariaceae
Exons: 1
Coding region: 870-1505 (211 amino acids)
Source: RefSeq, a predicted model, not a curated record
GAUACACUCAACUGAUGCCUCCGGUUUGCGGACACACAAGUUGGAAAGACCCUUACGAAUACGUAUACACUAGGUAUCGACUCAGGGUCCCGGUUUAGAUCAGUGACGAUCUCACCCCGGCCUAUACUGGUUCGGGCGGCGCCUUGUGCCUAUCAUUGCCGUUGACGGAUAUCCCCAUCAACCUGGCAAACCUAAAGCACCGGUACCGAGCCUCAUCGCAACACUUUCCACCCAGUGGAUACUACUCUGAUCAUGGAGUACUACUCUCCAGUAACUCCGAAACAUCCAACAAUCAGUAAUAAGACCUCGAUAGCGGAGUUCGUGAGAGUUUGACCUUUUUCAUGCUUGAUGUGGCUGAGAAACUAUCAACUUCUACUGCUACAUUCCGUUGCGUUCUCACCUCUGCCUGCAGAAUUCUUGGCUCCUCCCGACUUCAACUCUCGAAAAACUUCACCAUCGCCGUCCUGUUUGCGUGGAGGCUGGGGCCAGUCGGCGUACGUGUGGUCCUGGCAACAUUAUCACAGUCACUUGAUCGUGCAUACGCGAUGUUGGCACUUCUCAAAACCCCCUCACGAGUCCUCAACAGUUCGGCAUUGUCGGCGUGGCUCCGAUGACGGAAGGGGAUGAUGAUGAUGAUGAUGAUGAAGGAAAAGAGUCAGAAUCGAAGAUUCACUUGGCGUUGUCUGCAUCACUAGGAAAAAUCUAUAAGUACGACAAGGCUCUUCGAGGGUACGGCGAUAUUCUCAUCAGCAUCAUCAUCAGCUUCUUCCUUCAUCCAGCCUCUCACCACCAAAGCCAGACCCUGAAGACAUCUCCAGCAGCCUUUGCGACCAUAUCACACCCGAAAUCCCCAAAAGCCUCUUCUCAAAAUGCUCUUCUCCACAGCCCUCCUCUCUCUCUGCGCCUUUGCCGCGGCCGCUCCCCUCACGCCUUCUGCCGUGAAGACAGCCGUGAGCCCUGACGGCUACACCUACAUUGUCGAAUCUGAGGCCUACGUCGCGGACACUUUCACCAAUAGCGACGGACGGAACGUCACCGUUCUCGUCCACCCUGCCCUCAAGCGCUCCAUCGACAUGGACGCCUCCGGGCAGUCCCUCAACCCCGGCACCCUCACCAAGCGUCUUGACUGGAACGACGGCGCUCAGUACGCCGACUCCUGUGGCGCCUCGUCCUACAUCAGAAAGACGUCGGGUAACUCACCCCUCGUCUCCGACUGCGCCUCCAUUCGCGACUACUAUGCGGGGCACCAGGGCCGCUAUGUCGCGUACUGGACCGACCGGGCGUUCAACAGUGGCUAUUGCCGUCUGGUCAUUACGAACACUUGUGUGUUUGGUGUCAAGAGCAGCAGCGUUUAUCCUGUCCAUGUCGGGAGCAGAGACAUUUCUGAUCUUACGAGGGGCUCGAUCGACAAAUUCCAGAGCAACAGGCGGGUGGGUGCUGAGGGACACAUGAACUGCAAUGGUGACCAGCCUACUAGCGUGGACUGGGCUAUUUUCGCCAACUAAGUUUGGGGGGUAAGUGAUGCAGGAGAUUCGGGUGGAUUUUCACUCGCAAGGUAGACGGAUUGAAGGCAUAGACCCGGCUUGAGUCGGGGAUGUUGGAGGGGGAAAAUGAACAUGGGGUGUGCCACUGGACUUGUGCCGUUCAACACGCGUGCAGACAGGGUUGGAAUCAUGUCAUGGGAUGAGUCACGAGGCGAAGGUUGAGAGUGUGACCUAGCAUUGGCCAAGCUACGUCGACACUGAGUUUUUCUUCACACCUGUAUGUGAUGGGAUGAACCGGUUGUGGCAUCCCACACUUGAUGGUUUCACGAGUUUUACGAGGACGGGCAGGGAUGGAUCUGGACACACUCUUUAGAACAUUAUACCCUUCAGUUUGAGAGCCGCCAAUAGGGCGAAGAUUUAUGCAAAACGUUUUUGCC